Molecule: messenger RNA, 691 nt
Organism: Spinacia oleracea (spinach)
Lineage: Eukaryota; Viridiplantae; Streptophyta; Magnoliopsida; Caryophyllales; Amaranthaceae
Exons: 1
Coding region: 1-588 (195 amino acids)
Source: RefSeq, a predicted model, not a curated record
AUGGAGCAAAAAAUAGUAGGAAUAUCAAGGAAAGUAUGGAACAUAGUAAGAGUGGCAAUCUUCAUGAUAAAGAAAGGUUUAUGCAAGAGAAAAUUACUCAUGGAUCUCAACUUGAUGAUGAAGCGCGGUAAACUCGCCGGUAAAGCGCUAGGAAACCACUUCUUUGCCGCCUCCCAAGGCGGCGGCGACGGCGUUGGUGGGCCACCCUUCAACCUCCCUAACGAAGCCGCCGGGGAGUACGAGUUUAGCUGCAGCAACACUCCGUCGUACCGCCACUACUUCACCAACAAAAGAAAAAAUCACCGUCACCCUAACAAUAAUAAUGAUCUUGAUGUAUGGGAUGAGAAUGUUAACCUAGAGGAUGUUAGCAAUAUGUUAGACAUGAUCUUAGGUGGUGGUGUUUCAGCCGCCGCUUCACCGGCGUUGCCCGGGCUAGGGUUUGGGCGGAGCCCGGCGGUCCGGCAGCUGAGGGUCACGGAUUCGCCGUUUCCGGUACGGGAUAUGGAUCAAGAUUACAAUAAGCAUGUGGAUCAGGCUGCUGAAGAUUUCAUCAAGAAAUUUUACACACAGCUUAAGCAGCAAAAUUAGAGCAAAAUUAAAUACUUUUUUCUAGGAUUUUUAAGUCUUUUGUAUCAACUUUGUAUUGGAAUCUACCCGUAUAUAUGAAAAGUAUGUGAUCUUUUUGAAAUAA